AUGGACAUACAAGACGCUUCUAGAGUUGUUUACAUUUGUGGAAGUAAGUUACUUAAGUUAAAAUAGAGUGUGGAAAGGAUGUUUAACUUGAAGCCAAAGACAUUGUCAGAUGCCAAUGCGGCUACAGAAUUCUCUAUAAGAAAAGAAAGGCAGAUCCAAAGAAUCCACCUUAAUACGAAGCAAUCUGA
Molecule: messenger RNA, 188 nt
Organism: Paramecium octaurelia
Lineage: Eukaryota; Ciliophora; Oligohymenophorea; Peniculida; Parameciidae
Source: the annotation of a GenBank genome assembly